AUGCAUCCAGAGAAGGCCCCAGGACCAGAUGGGAUGACUGCGCUUUUCUACCAGAAAUUCUGGGAUAUUGUAAAGGAGGAUUUAACUCUUAUGGUUAACAAAUUCCUUUUUGAGGGAACGAUGGCGAAUGGACUAAAUGAUACAAAUAUAUGUCUUAUCCCGAAGGUAACGAAGCCCAAUGCGAUGACUCAGUUCAGGCCCAUUAGUCUGUGCAAUGUCAGCUACAAGAUAAUCUCUAAAGUCUUAUAUCAGAGGUUGCAGAAAGUGCUUCCUGGUUUGAUAUCGGAAACCCAGUCAGCCUUUGUUGCUGGGAGACAGAUUUCUGAUAACGUCAUGAUUGCUCAGGAGAUGUUUCACGCUCUGAGAACCAAACCAAGUGGGCGCAAUAAAAGGAUGGCUAUCAAGACAGAUAUGAGUAAAGCGUAUGACAGGAUGGAAUGGUCCUUUAUCGAAGCUGUUCUGCGUAAGAUGGGAUUCUCAGAAAUCUGGACCAGCUGGGUCAUGCGAUGUAUUACAUCGGAUAAGCUGAUGCAUAGAGUGAAUGGAUGGACAGGUAGAUGGCUUUCGAAAGGUGGAAAAGAAGUGUUGAUUAAAUCCAUUCUGCUCGCUCUUCCGACAUACGUCAUGUCAACCUUCCUUCUCCCAUUGGAGAUAUGUGAAAACUUAGCUAGUGCUAUCGCUCAGUUCUGGUGGAGCUCGAAUCCACCAAAAAGAGGGAUACACUGGGCGAAAUGGGACAAGAAGAUACACUCUGGAUAUAAGGUCAAGGUUUGGGAGGAUCCAUGGAUUCCAACGAAUCCCGCGAGGCCAGCUGCCCCAAUGGCUCCAGUGAUGCACCCUAAUAUGCGAGUAAGCGAUCUUAUUAAUCAGGAAUCGAAGGAUUGGGAUGUGGGCUUACUGGAGAACUAUGUUCAUCCUGAUGACAUACCAUUCAUUAGGAGUUUGGCCAUAAGCUCAACUCAUCGUCGAGACACUUACUGCUGGAACUUCACAAGGAAUGGUCAGUACACGGUCAAGUCUGGAUAUUGGGUGGCUCAGAAUUUAUUGAAUAAAACAGAGGAAAGGGAAGUUUUGGACCCAAGUAUUAUCAAGCUCCAAGCGUUUGCGUGGAAACUGAAGGCUCCUACGAAAAUAUGUCAUCUUAUAUGGCAGUUGUUAACUGGUCAUGUGGCAGUAACAAGGAACAUGGUAAAACGCAAUAUGAGAUAUGAUAACUACUGCCCAAGAUGUGGAGAAGCAGAAGAGACUGUCACACAUGCAAUUUUUGAAUGCCCACCAGCUCUUCAAGUUUGGUCUUUAGCUUCCACUCCGACAAGCCCGAACAUCUUUCCAGUAUCAAGCAUCUACACAAAUAUGGACUAUCUUUUUUGGAGAAAAAAUAGCAUUAUUGAGCCUGAUCGUGAUAGGGACCCUUAUCCCUGGAUAAUAUGGUACAUUUGGGAGGCUAAGAAUGAGAAACUCUUCAGGGGCAUAGAUCGAGAUCCUUUGGAGUUAGUCCGACAUGCGGAGAGCGAAUGCCAAGCCUGGUUUGAUGCUAAUGAUGUGGUACAACCUGUGGCACAAGCUAAUACAAAUGAGGAGCCCCAAGUCAUAAGCUUGGGAAAUAUUUGCUUGCUAGAUGGAUCUUGGACAUCUUCUGCUAACUUUAGUGGAUGCGGAUGGGCGUGGAUGGAUGGGUCUGGGAAUGCACAGCUUAUGGGGACAAGGAAUUUCCCUCGGCGUGAAUCAGCCUUGCACUCGGAAGUAGAGGCACUGCGAUGGGCGAUGGAGAAUAUGCUGCAACAUUCGAACUGCCAGAGCUUCGGGACAUACUAUAAGGAACUGAUAGCAAUGGUGAAGGACCCUCAGGCGUGGCCAAGCUUUGCGACGGAAUUGGAGAGGAUAGAGACGCUACAGAUAUGCUUUCCGGAUUUUAAAAUCACUCACGUCCCAAGGGGAGAGUCUAUUGGGAAUAAGCAAAAUCCUCAACAAUAUGGUGUAAAGAAAAACUGA
Messenger RNA from Brassica rapa (field mustard), 1992 nucleotides. RefSeq lists its product as uncharacterized. The record is from RefSeq and is a predicted model, not a curated record. Gene Ontology annotation, molecular function: nucleic acid binding; RNA-DNA hybrid ribonuclease activity. Lineage: Eukaryota; Viridiplantae; Streptophyta; Magnoliopsida; Brassicales; Brassicaceae.